AUGGGUAGCGCACAGUCUGCACAUCUUGUAUCAAUUGAACUUUCACCCAAAGAAGUAGCUUUGCUCAAAGCAAAUACUCAAUUUAGUGAGAACGGUAAAUAUAUCUCAGCACUCUCAAAAUAUAUUCUUCUUCUUUUGUUGUACAGAAAUCCGAACGGUUUUCUUAAAGAUUGUCCAGGUGGCCGACUUGAUAAAGAAAAAUUUGUUGAACUCUAUCAACAAUUAUAUCCACGCGGUCAAGCAGAUAAUUACAGCAAACACGCAUUUAGUACAUUUGAUAUUAAUCACGAUGGCUCAAUAGACUUUCAAGAAUUUCUUUUAGCUAUUUCAGCUUCAAGUCGCGGCAAUAUUGAUGAGCGUCUUGCUGCUACUUUUGAUGUAUUUAAUAUCUCCAAUGAUGGACUUAUUGAUAAAAAAGAAUUGACUAAAGUACUAUCAGCGAUGUAUGAUCUUGUUGGUGAAAUCGAUCGCACAGGCGAUCGAGAUUCAAAAACACGUACUGCAAAUAUUAUAGCAAAACUUGAUAUGUGUGGUGACAAAAAAUUGAGCAAAGCUGAAUUCGUUGCAGGAUAUGCUUUUACUAUAUUUGAUACUAAUCAUGAUGGUUUGGUAGACUUUUCAGAGUUUCUUCUAGAGAUGACAGCUACCAGUCAAGGUGAUCUUGAUGAUCGUCUGAUCGUUUCUUUUGAAAUGUACGAUAUCUCCAAAGAUGAAUUAAUUGAUCUCAAGGAGCUCACUACAUUACUUACAGCGAUGGUACAUUUUGUAUUGAAUCCUGCAGUUCAAAGAAAUUUUGUUUUUCUUUUUUUCCUACGGUAUGAUCUUGUUGGUGUAACUGAUCGUACAGGUGAUCGAGCUUCAAAAAACUGUGCUGCUAAUAUUUUAGCAAAACUUGAUGUAAGUGAUGAGAAAACUGAGCAUAGCUGA
Molecule: messenger RNA, 927 nt
Organism: Rotaria socialis
Lineage: Eukaryota; Metazoa; Rotifera; Eurotatoria; Philodinida; Philodinidae
Source: the annotation of a GenBank genome assembly